Messenger RNA from Sorghum bicolor (sorghum), 3768 nucleotides. RefSeq names its product putative disease resistance RPP13-like protein 3. Gene Ontology annotation, biological process: defense response to other organism. The coding region runs from base 619 to 3369 and encodes 916 amino acids. Gene Ontology annotation, molecular function: ADP binding. Lineage: Eukaryota; Viridiplantae; Streptophyta; Magnoliopsida; Poales; Poaceae. The record is from RefSeq and is a predicted model, not a curated record. The transcript is spliced from 7 exons.
CCGCAGGCCUCUGCAUCAAUUACGGGAAGCUUCAAUUAAUGGAUGCCAAUAAGAGAGCAUGCUGAUAGGAUAAUAAGAGACUGUAUGCUCUUGGUCUCAGCCACACAUCAACGCAAUUCCUCUGGAUCGCUCUUGGUCUCAACUGUGGUUCAAGUCUUUUUUAUCUGGGUCGCUCUUAUCCUGGCCAUACUGCAAAACACGCUCGUCGUGCUCUGUAUUUUUAGCCGGCCGUCGAUGCAACUCCUCUGCAGCUCCUCCGACGUACGGCCACCAUGAUCGGUCCAACUCAAAAGCUCGAUCUGUUUCAGAUUGGUCUGUAAUUCCACUGAAGAGAUAGACACGGCCUGCUUGAUUUUAAGUUCAAGUCUUCAUUAUCCGGGCCGCGAUUAUCUUAGCCGACCAUCUGUACUGCAAAACACGCUGGUCGUGCUCUGUUUCUUAGCUGACCAUCGAUGCAACUCGUCUGCAGCUCCUCCCACGGCCACCUUGUUUGAUCUGUUCUUACACUGAAGAAAAAGCAAAACAAGUGAGGACAUACCAACUGGAACACACUACAACUUUGCAGGCUAUCAGAUUACCAGCACAGUGAUUGGUUAAUCAUCUUGUCAGCCCGUGAGCAUGGACCUUGUCACCGGUGCUUUGGGCAUGCUCCCCUCCAAGCUGCUGGAGCUUCUCAAGGAUGAGUACAAGCUGCAGAAGGGCGUCAAGGUGAAAGUCCAGUCCCUCUCCCGGGAGCUCGAGUGCAUGCACGCCGCCCUCCGCAAGGUGGCGGCAGUGCCAUGGGACCAGCUCGACGAGCAGGUCAAGAUCUGGGCACGCGAGGUUAGGGAGGCUUCCUAUGAUAUUGAAGAUAUACUUGACACCUUCCUUGUGCGUGUCGAUGGCCAUGAGCAGGCUGAUCUGAGCAGACUCAAACGAGCCAUGAAGAAGAUGGGAGACUUGUUCAGCAAGGGCAAGGCUCGUCGUGAAAUUUCGUGUGCCAUCGAAGACAUCACCAAGCAACUUCAGGAGAUGACAGAGCGGCAUGCCAGGUACAGGGUCGAUGAUCUUGUUGCCAAGCAUGCUGCCACAACAAGUAUUGAUCCACGGCUUUCGGCUCUGUACACAAAAGUGUCACAGCUUGUUGGGAUUGAAGGGCCAAUGGAUAAGGUCAUAAAAAUGCUGACAUCAGUAGCAGAAGACAUGGAGACGAAGAUAGUAUCUAUUGUUGGGUUUGGAGGGUUAGGCAAGACUACUCUUGCUAGAGCUGUGUAUCAGAAUCUUAGUCAGGAUGUCUGUUUCAAAGCUUUUGUUCCAGUUGGUCGGAAUCCAGACUUAAAAACAGUCUUAAAAGACAUUCUCAUUGAUUUGGACAAGCAACGUUACACCACCGAAUUCAAUUUGACAAUAUUGAAAGAAAAGCAACUAAUCGAUGAACUUCAGGAAUUCCUAAAGGACAAGAGGUAUUUCAUUGUUAUUGAUGACAUAUGGGAUGUACCUUCAUGGAACAUUAUAAGAUGUGCUCUAGACAGCAACAGCUUGGGAAGCAAAAUAGUCAUAACUACAAGGAAGCAUGAUGUUGCUGAGAAAGUUGGUUGUUCUUAUAACAUGGAACCCCUUGGGCAUGAGAGUUCCAAAGAUUUAUUCUAUGGAAGAUUAUUUGGCUCUGAAGACGAGUGUCCCAAACAAUUUGUAGAUGUUUCUGAAAAAAUAAUUAAGAAAUGUGGAGGUGUGCCAUUAGCUAUCAUUACCACAUCAGGUUUGCUAGCGAAUAAGAUGGGAAAUGUAAAACAGUGGAAAGAGUAUUGUGAGUCUAUUGGUUCGGGGCUUGGAAGCAAUCCUGAUAUGGAAAAUAUGAGGAAGAUAUUAUCUCUUAGCUAUUAUGAUCUACCAGCUCACUUGAAGACAUGCUUAUUAUAUCUAAGUGUAUUUCCAGAAGACUAUGAGAUUGUUAAGGAUCGAUUGAUUUGGAGGUGGAUAGCGGAAGACUUUGUCCCACCUGGAGAAGGGGGGCAAAGUUCAUUUGAGCUUGGGUUGAGUUACUUCAAUGAUCUUGUAAAUAGAAGCCUGAUCCAACCAGCAGAUAUGGAUGACGAAGGUACGCCUAUUUCUUGCCGUGUGCAUGACAUGGUGCUUGAUCUCAUUUGUAACAUAUCAAGAGAAGAAAGUUUUGUUGCAACAGUACUAGAUGAUGCCAGGCAGAACACACCUUCUUGGGGAAGCAAGGUUCACAGGAUGUCCCUGCACAAUACUACUUGGCCUACAGUAAUGGACUUGUCAAAACUAAGGUCACUUACUGUUUUUAGUGCUGCCAAAAUUAAAUUGAUGCCGUCCCUUUCAUAUCUUCAUCUUCUCCGUGUAUUGGAUCUAGAAGGUUGCAGUCUUAAGGAACUUACAAACUUGAGUUUCGUUGCACGCUUAUUUCACCUGAGGUAUCUAAGUCUAAGAAAUACUAGCUAUGCUGGUGAGCCCCCAUCGGAGAUAGGGAAGCUAAAACUUUUGCAGACAUUAGACCUAUGGGGAACUGAUAUAGAAGAAUUGCCAUCAAGUAUUAUUGGGCUAAGAAGACUGAUGUUUCUGGCUCUUAAUUGGCGUAUCUGUCUGCCAAAUGGAUUGAAGAAUCUAACAUCCUUAGAAGUGCUACAGUAUGCAAUUGUUGAUUCUGCGCAGAUUGCAGAAGAGCUAGGCCAUUUGAUGCAACUGAGGAUCCUCAGAGUCGGGCUGUGUAAAAAGGACACGGAAGCAGGAUAUUAUGAGGGCAUUUGCAAAGCUUUAGUGGAGUCCCUAGGCAAACUGCAAAAAAUCCAACAGCUAGUAGUACUAAGCCCAAGUGACGUGGUGAUGAAUCUUGAAGGCUCGCUGGAGUCCCUAGGCAACCAGCUGUCCUAUCUUCGUAUUCGGAAAACAUGGAUCAAUCCUGGAUCGCUUCUCCUCCUAUCCUCCCUGGACAUAACGGUGUCUCAGGUGCGAACGGAGGACAUCCAAGUCCUCGGGAUGCUACAGGCUCUUCGUGUUCUACGAGUGGAUGUGGCUGGUGACAACUUACAAGUGCUGGGAAGGUUCACGGUUGGCCCUGAUGCCUUCCCAUGCGUAAUGGAGUGCAAAUUCUAUGGUUUCCAAACAGUACCCUCUAUGUUCCCACGAGGAGCUAUGCCCAGGCUUGAAGAAUUCCAUUUCCGUAUGAGCCUGCAGGAUUUCUUGAAAGGUGAAUUCAGUACCGAUGACCUGGCCUUGGACCACCUCUCGUCCCUUCGGAGUGUGGAUGUUCGUCUUUUCGGUGGUGGACACGAAAAGAUGGAGCAGGAGUUGGAAAUGAAAGAGAAAGUGAAAGAGAAGCUGAGGCAAGAGGCGGAUGCCCACCCCAACCACCCUUCCUUAGCCCUCUACUAGAAAAAAAAAAAAAGAUCCUGGAUUCAACGUGUGCCUACCUAAAUGCAUGUAGCAGCUCCCGGGUCUGAGAGUGUUGUCUCCAAUUGGUGCAAAAUAUAUAUGCUACAACGGUCUUAAACAAGCAGCCACACGCUUUAGUUUGUUGGUGUACACACGGAGGAGCAGGGCAAGCUAGCUGUGUAAAACAUUAGCCGUAUUCUUUACCACUUAUUAUUGUCAAUCGUGUUUUCUUUUUAAUCCUUUCAAAAUAUGCUUCCAUUAUCGUUCGAAUUAUGUAAUUCUUCUUCUUUUUUUCUUUUUGUUUCUCUCGUCCUCUGGUCUCUGUGUCAUGUCUCUUAUUUAUACUUCUCGCCACCUUUCUUCUAUACCUUAUAAUAAAGAGGCAAAAUUUCAAUCUCC